Protobothrops mucrosquamatus (brown spotted pit viper) is the source of this 2581-nucleotide messenger RNA. RefSeq lists its product as uncharacterized. Bases 583 to 2523 code for a protein of 646 amino acids. NCBI's taxonomy places the organism in Eukaryota, Metazoa, Chordata, Lepidosauria, Squamata, Viperidae. The transcript is spliced from 10 exons. The record is from RefSeq and is a predicted model, not a curated record.
UAAAUAUUUAUGACAUAUAAGAUGAAAACUGAUUUUUUUGGGGGAAAGCUAAUGUAUCCAGGGUUCUACAAAAGUUUAAUUUAGUGGGGAAACUAAUUAUAGUUUCGUAUAUGCCAUAUUUGGCAAAGAAGAGCUACACAAAUGUUGACAGAUUAAUUGUACAAAAAUGUGAUUUGUAUGAAAUGAAUUCAUCCUAGAAAAACUUAACAUAUUUGCACCUCUGAUGAAUCAGUAUAUUUUUCUGAAGAAAGAAGGAACUUUUUUCUCAUAUCUGAAACUCCACAACUGCCAAGCUUCAGAAAAUACUGUCCUUUUAUUCAAUCAGUCUCUGACAAAGAACUUGUUGCUUGUUUCUAUGGAACAGAAAUCUAGUUACCUUGACAAUUUAUUUGAAUAGACGAGUUAUGGGGGGGGAACAAUUGGAAUACCCUAUCUCUUUCUCUGCUGAUAUUUAACGUGCAAACCAGAUCUUCUAGGUGCACAAGAGAAUAUUUAAAAGGUAACUGAUUCUAAAGUCUGGAAAAAGAAAAAUUACCUGGAAAAGAAACAAUAAAAUAUAACCUUAAAUUAGCUCAUUCAGCCAUGUUGUCAACUUACAGAAAACGAAAUUUGCUUCAGAAGUCUUUACAUUCACCUUCCAGCAAUUUGAAUCUCCAAAAAUGCACUAGUGAUAUGCUCCACGAAAUGUUUUUAUCACCACAUAUUUCAAAGUCACAGAAACAUGUAUACAAAGAUAUAUGCUCAAAAUGGACUGGGAAACAAAGAUGUCACUGGAAUAUUCCAUAUGUAAACAUAACUGAAGAAACAGACAUGAAAGUCAAGAAGCACUUAAAGCAUCAAAUGUAUUUUCGUUUUGCUAAAAGACUGAAUCGCCCCUUAAGCAGUAAAAGACACCUUUACAAUACAGAGACAUUCAUCAUGAAGCAGGAAGGAGACAGUACAGGUCAGGUCAAUAUUUGUUCAGAGGAGCCUCUGGUUAGAGACAAAGUCUCUGAACUGACUGAAAAUUCCAAAUACAACACAAAACCACAAAAAUCAAUGCAUAUGUACAGAGAACUCCCCCAAAGACAAACACAUGGCGACUUUCUUCACUUGGAAGAAAAAGACAAAAUCCAGGAAAAGAAAUUGAACAAAAGAAUAAUAUAUUUAUCCAGAAGCACACUUUCAGAGUCUCUGCAGUUCUUGGACAUAAAUGGAUCAGAAGAAAAUGAAGAAAAAAAUGCUGUUCACAAGGGUUACUCUUUUUUAAGUACAUCUCAUCUGAAAACCCAGACAGAAGAAAUUAAACCCCGCAGCAUUUUCCUAAUGGAAACUCAGGAUGCCACAAAUGAUGUAAGGUGUCAGAAGAGCCCAGCAGACACCAAAACAAGCAGGGAUGUAGUGAGAGGACGAAUCCAUUUGCCCUGUUUAACCAGAAAGAAAAAAUUUAUUAUCUAUAUCUGCGGAGGUUAUCAAGAUUCAGAAGUAGAACGAAAUGCAUUAAUGGAAAAAUCCUUCCCAUGGCUAUACAACUACUGUAAAAAGAGAGGUUACGACUUCCAUGUAUUUGAUCUAAGGUGGGGAGUAAAAGAUGGUAUUACUAAUGAUCAUCAUAUGGCUUCUCUACAUACAAGGACAUUAAAGAAAUGCCAGCAACUGGGAUUCCAAACCUUUAUCGUUUUUAUUGGCCAGAAGUAUGAUGAUCUCUCUCUUCCAGAAAUAAUAGGCAAGGAAGUGUUUGAGUUAAUUAAAGCCACAGUGAUACGUAGGAAACUGAAUAUCAAAACAUCAAAAUACAUGCCACCUGCUGAUUUGAAAGAUGAAAUCAAAGUAGAGAGAAAUGAAAAUCAAGGUGAAAUUGUUCAGGAUUUCCAGGAUCCUGAUGCAAUGGAAGAGUUUGAAGCUGAGAUAAGCAGCCAGAAAGAACAUGAAGUGGUUAAUUCAAAUGAAUUGGAUUUGCUUAAUACUUCUCUACUCACCCAAAAGACUGUAGCUGAAUAUGAGAAAGAACUUCAGCUUUUGAAUCAAUGGUACAAGCUGGAUGAAAACUGCAUCCCUGCAGUUUACAAGCUUCAACCUAUUUGCACAGUGUACAGAGAUAUCUUCAGUAAAGAUCCAAGUCGCAGACAGCAAGCUAAAAGCAAAUGGCUGGAGUCUUUCCAGAAACUGCAUAAGAUACUUCAGGAAUAUGCUACAAUUGCUCUUGGUCAAGAAGAUGCAGCCACGUUGUUCAGAACCACUCUGCAGCAGGAAGUGGAUCAAGGAUUCCGAGUCCAAGGAACACGUGAGGAUCACUGUCACUGCUUCAAAAGAAAUAUAACUGACCUACACGGCAAUCUGUCAGAUCCUCAGGCAUCUAAAUAUAUUGACAUCCACCCACUAAAACUAGAAGUGAACAAAACUAUUAAUGAAGAACAUCAAAACUUUGUGAAAAGCAUUCAUUCUAGGGUAGGAUUAUCAAGUGGUCAUAGGUUGUCAUGUUCUAUACAAGUAAGGGUAAAUGUAAAAGUACCCUACUUUACAGAGGGAACUGUAAAGAACUGAGAGUUGUAAUGCAUCUUAUUAUAGUAUAGUAAAGCUUAUCAAGAUCUGUGGCUAGGCA